CAAAAGUUACUCCUCGGGCAGAUAUUUUCAAGAACAUUAACUCACUCUGUAGUGCUGGCCUCAGCAUCGGUGAAGCUUCGGUGAGUUUGAAACAAGCGGACGCCCCCGCGGCCCGCCGCCCUGAAAAGGAGCAGAGGAAAGAAGCACCACCCAUUCUUGCGGAACCGUCCCGUUAUUCACGAGCUCAGUGCACGGAGCGCCUCGGAAUAACGGUUUUCAGGAAUGAGGCGAAAGAGAUUGAAGGGAGAACAUGUCCCCGCGUCCGAGAGUACUUCUCUAAACAUGAACGCGGCUAUUUGGAGAACGUUUCUUAAACUGCGCUGGUGGAUUGCUGUAGGACUUUGUCUAACAGCCAUCCCAUCCUGUGGGGGAGUUCAGGUGUCGGUAAGAGAGGACAGGAAGUAUGCCUUGCUGUUCCAGACGGUGGUUCUGCCUUGCCAGUACUCCAGCAUCUCCACCCAGACCCCCGUGGUCCAGUGGUGGUACAAGUCCUACUGCCGUGACCGCACACGCCAAGCCUUCGCUUACCCAGACAGCCACGGGGCCCCCGGGGGUCAUGGAGGCCGCGGAGGCCUUGGGGGGGUGGAGCAGGGCUACGCGUCCCAUCUGGAGUGCCCUGACAGCAGCCGCACGGUGCGGAUCAUAGCCUCCAUCUCUGGAGCCUCCAUCACUCUGUCUGAGCACUACAAGGACAGGGAUAUCUCCAUCCUCAACAAGGCAGACCUGCGUAUUGGGGAAGUGCAGUGGGGUGACAGUGGGGUCUACCUGUGUAAAGUAGUGAUAGCAGAUGACCUGGAGGGACUCAACGAAGCCCCUGUAGAGCUGCUGGUGCUAGGUAACUCAGGUGAGCCGGGCGACCUGCUGCCUGAACUAGACCUGACCCUGAUGCCAGAGUGGGUGUUUGUGGGGGCGGUGUCUCUUGGCAGUGUGCUGCUCCUCCUGCUGGUGGGGCUGUGCUGGUGCCAGUGCUGCCCUCACUCCUGCUGCUGCUACGUCCGCUGCUGCUGCUGCCCCGACACCUGCUGCUGCCCUCGGCACUUGUACGAGGCUGGUAAGGGGAUCAAGAACAGCAGCUCCAGCCCCCAGAUCGCCCUCUACCCCCCCUACUAUGUGUCUGGGGUUCCCACCAUGCUCCCCAUUGCCCCCCCUUCCCUGGUCGACCCCAAGUCCCUCACCCCCUCAGAGAACAGCCUGACCGGAGUACGGCCCGGGUUCCGUGUUCCGUCCAGCCAGGAUCAGAACUCUCUUAGGGUUCUGCAGUAUGUAGAGAAGCAACUGGCCCACUUCAACCCCGCCCGGAGCAACAGCCACACCUCCUGCAGCCUAUCAGAGCUCAGUUCCCUCCACGAGGUGGACACAGGAUUCCGUCAGACCUACCGGCAGGUGGCCAAGAAGGCCCUGCCCGCCAUCCCCGACCUUGCCCACGACCUUGAACAUGACCUUGAACUUGAACGAGAGAGAGAGCGGGAACAUGAGAGGGAACGAGAGAGAGACCGUGAACGAGAGAGAGAGCAUGAGAGAGAGCGCGAGAGAGAACGCGAGAGAGAGCGCGAGAGAGAGCGCGAGCGAGAGUAUGAACGAGAGUGUGAACGAGAGAGAGAACGGGAGCGAGAGAGAGAAAGAGAGCGAGAAAGAGACAUUCCUGAACCCCCCCGCCACCCUCCUUCCCUGACAACCAGGUCAGCACGCAGCCAGCACCAACAAAACCACAGUACAGAGGAGCACCGUAACAGGUGGAAUCCUCGUUCAGAGCACCUGCAGAGGAAGGAGUUCCGUCUGAGAGGACGCACCGGCUCAUUGGAUGAGCUGGAAGAGUUCGCUACCUCCUAUAGGCAGAAAGGGUCCAAGGGGGAGGAGCCCAGGAACGAGGGGCGGGAUUACGGAAUGGAGAUGAGCGAGAGAAACCAUCACCGGCACGACGACGGCAAGCGUUACCGUGACGACGAUGCACGUUACCGCGGCAACGAGGACAGCGAAUGGGGAGGCAACGGUCGCCGAGACCGUGAGUGUCGCCCACCGCGCAGUUCCCCUCCCCCCUCCCCGAAGAAGAGGAGGGGCACCUGUGAUACCGAUCACCCCACCCCCCCUCGCCACAGCCCAACCAGGGAGAAGGACUACGAUGACACGUUCCUGACUAGCCUAUUGGAGCGCAAGGCCAAACUGAAGGGCGUGGCCAAGGGCGGGGAGGAUUCAGACACGCCCUCUAAGGGCAGCUCUAAAAAGAGCAGCCGGUCACCUAGCACCCGGCCCGAGGAGGACGAUUCGCUGCCGCCAUAUAGCGAGCGGGAAAUGGAGCGAAUGAGAGCCGCCGAGGCCUCCCCCCGACCAAUCAUACACUCGCGUUCAUCCCACGGCUCCUCCCACACUCCUCUGGACCGAAGAGAGGAGAGAGACAAGUCUAAGAAACAGGUCAUGUUCAGAUGUCACAAGAGCUACUACUAGAGCACGCUCCUCAGCCGAGACUCUCUCAUAGUCUGAUCACCUGACACUCAGGGGAGGAGGAGGAGGAAGUAGAAGGGCGGUCCUUCCUCUCUGGACCAGUGGGGUCAUGGCAUAAGGUUGUUGGCGACCAAUGAAAGCAAGCGUCCACCAAUAGCAUAAUGGGAUAUUCCUAAGUGACCAAUCAAAUUGACUGUGUGCUACAUUUGAGAGACUGCUUGGAUCUCAGCCCUGGACCGUUGAUGAUGCUUUCAAGGUUGCCAGAAAUACAGGAGAGAAAGAGGAAAAGACAGAGAGAGGAGUGGGGGAAGAAGGAGAACAUUCAUUCCAUUGUUGUUUAUUAUUGAUGCUGGUAUUGUAAAAGAGGAACGAUUGACAGUUCCUCCAUUCCAUUGUCUUCCUUUCACUGGCUUUCCCGGCUCGCACUGAAACACACACGCAAACUCUGUCUUUCACACACACUUUUGUCAUAAACACCGAGACAAUUCUUACUAACGGCCAUGUUAACACACACACUUUCUCCCUCUCACACACACUCUCUCCAUCUCACACACACACUCUCCCUCUCACACACACUCUCUCCCUCUCACACACUCUCCAUCUCACACACACACUCUUCCUCUCACACACACUCUCCCUCUCACACAAACGCUGCUACAGUCUCAGCUGACACAGGGCUUUCUCACUCUUUCUGACAUCACCGAUGAUGUCACCCCUGGCUCCUGUUCCCAGAGGCUGUCUGACGUUGAGACAAUGUUGGGGUGACGUCAGACCCAGGACCCCCCCCCACCUUGCCCCCACCCUGCCCCCCUGCUGAGCUCCACAUAGUGAACCCACUAUGUGGAGCAGGAUGAAACCACUACAGCAUCACUGCCAUGGCAACGUUGGGGCGAGCGAUGCUGUUGUUGAAGAUCCUGCCUCAGCCUCGAAGCCCCUAUACAAUGUGUGUACAUGAUACAAUGUAGAAAACAGUGUUGAUGUAGGAUCAGAUACUUAGCUGGAGCAUUGUAAAGGUUCACAAUUUAAUAUUUUUUUUAUGACAUUUUGGAGUUCUAUGUGGUGAAAUAUACUUUUAUGGAGUUAAAAUGGCAUGUAAUUGUGCGAGUAUGUGUGGGCAUGUUAUGACUAUUUAAACACCUGAUAAGAUAACUGUGUUUGCUCUAAAUGUGUUCAGCCUGUCCUUAUCAAAUGUUAAACACUAAAUCACCACCUUUAUCUCCUAACGACUUAAACACACACAGACACACACUCAUAAAAAAUACACUCAGUUUACAUUUAGAUUUUCAAUGUCAUUGGCUGCAUACUAUAGUGUUAUCUUUGUCUUCGUAUUUUCAUUCACGUUGUCUACUGUUGUGUCUGUUAACUAAGAACCUGUGCCUGCUGGUACUCAUGAUUGAAUCACAGUAUGUGUUUUGUGUUGUUUGUUUGUGUGUGUGUGUGUGUGCGUGUGCGCGUGCGCGCUGACUGCCCAGUUCUCUGUCAGUGAGACAAUGUAUCAUUGAGGAUGAGUCAUAGCCGGCAGAGACUUUGUCCAUUGUGGUUACAUACUGGCUCUCUCUCCGAUAGAACAAUUAUCACACAUAUACGUAGGUCAACACACAUAGUAUGAAAACAGAACCCCAUAGGCAGAAACACACAGACAAGGAGAACCACACGGACACACUGACACACACACACACACACACCACGGUACACACAUGACCCCCUGGCUGCUCGAUUUUGUUGUCACACAGUGAGCAGUGUUGCGGCUGGGCUGUAGCAGAACCUUACCGUGCUCACAGUCACAAUGCUGCGGCUGUCCGGAGCUAACUGACUGUUCAAAGGGGAGACUGAUGGAAAUGGACUUCAUCUAACUUGCUUAAAUGACAUUAGUGGUGGAUGGGAAGUGGGUAUACUGUGUGUUCACAGAUGAGGAGUGUUUACUGUGUUUACCUCCAGCUGUGUUCAACCAUAUAAAGAACACACUUCCUUCA
This is a messenger RNA of Osmerus eperlanus (European smelt), 4412 nucleotides long. Its product is annotated as immunoglobulin-like domain-containing receptor 2. Gene Ontology annotation, cellular component: membrane. The transcript is spliced from 11 exons. The record is from RefSeq and is a predicted model, not a curated record. Gene Ontology annotation, biological process: pancreas development. Lineage: Eukaryota; Metazoa; Chordata; Actinopteri; Osmeriformes; Osmeridae. The coding region runs from base 223 to 2442 and encodes 739 amino acids.